Molecule: messenger RNA, 3977 nt
Organism: Candoia aspera
Lineage: Eukaryota; Metazoa; Chordata; Lepidosauria; Squamata; Candoiidae
Product: protocadherin Fat 3-like
Exons: 14
Coding region: 206-3889 (1227 amino acids)
Biological process (GO): homophilic cell-cell adhesion
Cellular component (GO): cell-cell junction; plasma membrane
Molecular function (GO): calcium ion binding
Source: RefSeq, a predicted model, not a curated record
AUCCGUAAUUGAAACUUUGGACUAUGAAACUUGUAAGGAUUUCUUCCUUGUCAUUGAAGCUAAAGAUGGGGGCAGCCCAGCAUUGAGUGCUGUGACAACAGUGAAUAUAAAUGUGACAGAUGUUAAUGAUAACGCACCAAGAUUUAGCCAAGAAGUCUAUAGUGCAGUCAUCAGUGAAGACUCAUCGGUUGGUGAUUCAUUAAUAAUGUUGAUAGCUGAAGAUGUGGACAGUCCUCCCAAUGCACUGAUUUCUUUCUCCAUUAUCAGUGGAGAUCAGAAUAAUGAAUUUUCAAUUGAUCCUGGCUUGGGGCUGAUUAAAGUUAAAAAGAGAUUGGACCGAGAACGGGUUUCAGGAUAUUCAUUAGUUGUGCAGGCCCAAGACAGUGGUAGCCCUCCUUUGUCAGCUUCAGUGACGGUCAACGUUGACAUUUCUGACGUGAACGAUAAUAGUCCUGUCUUUACACCUGCCAAUUAUACAGCUGUGAUACAAGAAAACAAACCAGUGGGAACCAGUAUUCUGCAACUGGUGGUCACUGAUAAAGAUUCUCUGCACAAUGGCCCCCCUUUCACCUUCUCUAUCCUGGCUGGAAAUGAAGAGAAAGAGUUCACGCUUGACCAGCGAGGCAUCUUGCGAUCUGCUGUCAUCUUCAAACGCUUGGUUGCCACUGAAUAUGUGCUCUGCGUUCAGGCAAAGGAUUCAGGGAAGCCUCAGCAGGUGUCCCAUACCUACAUUCAGAUCCGGGUGAUUGAAGAAAGCAUCCACAAGCCAACAGCCAUUCCCCUGGAGAUUUUUAUUGUUACUAUGGAAGAUGACUUUCCAGGAGGUGUUAUCGGAAAGAUCCAUGCAACCGACCAAGAUGUAUAUGACGUCCUUACCUAUGGCCUGAAGUCAGAACAGAAAAGUUUGUUCAAGGUUAACAACCAUGACGGAAAGAUCAUUGCCCUUGGAGGUUUGGACAGUGGGAAGUAUGUCCUGAAUGUAUCAGUCAGUGACGGGCGGUUCCAGGUACCCAUGGAUGUGACAGUCCACGUUGAGCAGUUAGCGCAAGAGAUGUUGCAGAAUACAGUCACCAUCCGUUUUGAGAAUGUCUCCCCAGAAGAUUUUGUGGGGCUACAUAUGCAUGGAUUCAGGCGCACUCUGCGCAACGCUGUCCUCACCCAAAAGCAAGAUAGCUUGCACAUCAUCAGUAUUCAGCCUGUGGCAGGUAGCAAUCAGCUUGACAUGCUGUUUGCGGUUCAGAUGCACUCCGGGGGCUUCUAUAAGCCAGCCUACUUGAUUCAGAAGCUCACCAAUGCAAGGCGACACUUGGAAAAUGUGAUUCGCAUCACCGCCAUCCUUGAGAAGAAUUGCUCUGGACUGGAUUGUCAGGAGCAGCAUUGUGAGCAAAAUCUGUCUAUUGAUUCCCAUUCCCUGAUGACCUACAGCACUGCACGGAUUAGUUUUGUGUGUCCUCGAUUCUACCGAAAUGUGCGUUGCUCUUGUAAUGGAGGAUUGUGUCCAGGUUCUAAUGAUCCUUGCACAGAAAAGCCUUGCCCAGGAGACAUGCAGUGUGUAGGCUACGAAAUCAACCAGAGACUGUUCAUCUGUCAGUGUCCACCUGGGAAGCUUGGAGAAUGUUCAGGACACACUUCCCUUAGCUUUGCUGGGAAUAGUUACAUCAAAUACCGGGUUUCUGAAAAUAGCAAGAACGAAGAAUUCAAAUUGGCUCUCCGUCUGCGGACUCUGCAAAGCAACGGAAUUAUAAUGUACACCAGAGCAAAUCCCUGUAUAGUUCUGAAGAUUGUGGAUGGUAAACUGUGGUUCCAGUUGGACUGUGGCACUGGCCCGGGCAUCCUGGGCAUUUCAGGCAGGACGGUUAAUGACGGGAGUUGGCAUUCUGUCUUCCUUGAGUUGAACCGGAAUUUCACCAGCCUCUCGCUUGACGACAGCUACGUGGAGAGGCGCAAAGCUCCCCUUUACUUCCAGACGCUGAGCACCGACAGCUCCGUUUAUUUUGGAGCCCAGGUGCAAGUGGACAAUGUCCGAAGCUUAACAGACAAGAGGUCCACCCAGGUCCUGAGCGGCUUUCAAGGCUGUUUGGAUUCCAUCAUCCUCAAUAACAACGAAUUGCCCCUCCAGAACAAACGCAGCAGCUUUGCGGAAGUGGUGGGACUAACAGAGCUGAAGCUGGGCUGUGUGCUGUAUCCUGAUGCCUGCGAGCGCAACCCUUGCCAGAAUGGAGGAACAUGUAUCGGUGUGCCCUCUGGUGGUUACCAGUGCAGUUGCCUUUCUCAGUUCACUGGACGGAACUGUGAAUCGGAGAUCACAGCCUGCUUUCCAAAUCCUUGCCACAACGGAGGAUCCUGUGACCCCAUAGGCAGUGCCUUCAUCUGCACCUGCAAGAGUGGAUUAACUGGAGUGACGUGUGAUGAAGAUAUCAACGAAUGUGAAAGAGAGGAAUGUGAAAAUGGGGGCUCUUGCGUCAAUGUAUUUGGCUCAUUUCUGUGUAACUGCACGCCCGGAUAUGUGGGCCAACACUGUGGGCUAAGACCAGUAGUUGUUCCUAAUAUCCAAGCUGGCCAUUCUUAUGUGGGCAAAGAAGAAUUGAUAGGCAUUGCUGUUGUUCUUUUCAUCAUCUUUUUGUUAAUAGUCCUCUUCAUAGUCUUCCGCAAGAAAGUUUUCCGGAAGAAUUACUCUCGGAACAACAUCACUUUAGUCCAAGACCCAGCUACUGCUGCUCUGCUUCACAAAAGCAAUGGCAUUCAGUUCAAGAACAUGAGGACCAGUGGGGACAGCCGUAAUAUCUAUCAAGAAGUAGGACCACCUCAGGUCCCAGUGAGGCCAAUGGCCUACACCCCUUGCUUCCAGAGUGAGUCUAGGAACAAUUUGGACAAGAUAGUUGAUGGACAUGGGGUGGAACAUCAAGAGAUGACAACCUUCCAUCCUGAAUCUCCCCGGAUCCUAACAGCAAGGCGGGGUGUUGUAGUGUGCAGUGUGGCUCCCAACUUACCAGCUGUAUCCCCAUGCCGUUCUGAUUGUGACUCCAUCAGGAAGACCUGGGAAAAUGGCACUGAAAGCAAAGGAAUUGAUGAUAUGGAAGAGGUGACCUGUUUGUCGGGAAGCAAUAAAGGCAGCAAUUCUGAAGUGCAGUCUCUCAGCUCUUACCAGUCAGAUUCGGGUGAUGAUAACGCUUCCAUUGUGACUGUCAUACAACUUGUCAACAAUGUAGUUGACACAAUAGAAAAUGAAGUCUCUGGUAUGGAUGAAGGACAGAACUACAACAGAGCUUAUCACUGGGACACUUCUGACUGGAUGCCAAGUGCACGUUUAUCGGACAUUGAGGAGGUGCCCCAUUACGAGACAGCAGAUGGCAGCUCAGCCCAUCAUGGGAGCACAAAGGAGCUUGAAACGGAUUACUACCUUGGUGGCUAUGAUAUCGACAGUGACUACCCUCCACCACAUGAGGAGGAGUUUUUAAACCAAGACCAAUUGCCCCCUCCCCUCCCAGAGGAUUACCCAGACCAAUAUGAAGCCCUUCCACCAUCCCAGCCAAUCUCCAUGGCCAGCACAUUGAGCCCAGAUUGUCGGAGGCGACCACAGUUUCACCCAAGCCAAUACCUCCCUCCUCAUCAGUUCCCCAAUGAGAUGGACAAUGGUGGGUCUCAGACUGGGAGUGAAUUUAGUACUUUUGGUGUUGGUCCAGGACCAAAUACAGAAAACAGUGUGGCCAAGAAACCCUUAUCUUUACACAAUUCUCUGGAUGCAUCCUCCUCCGAUAUUUCAGUGGGUUGUGGCUUUGAUGACUCCGAGAUUGCCAUGAGCGACUAUGAAAGCAUUGAGGAGUUCUCUCUGGAACACCAUCAGAUUCACAUUCCUUUUGUGGAGACCCAUCAGCAGACUCAAGUGUGAAGGAGCAUUUUUCAUGGACUUUGUUGCUGUUGUUUGGUCCCAUUCAUAGCAUAACUAACUGUUCUCUUUUGCUUAAAAAAAAAAAAGA